This is a messenger RNA of Gadus morhua (Atlantic cod), 3061 nucleotides long. It is a transcript of the gene baiap2l2a, whose product is annotated as BAR/IMD domain containing adaptor protein 2 like 2a. Gene Ontology annotation, biological process: actin crosslink formation; actin filament bundle assembly; positive regulation of actin filament polymerization. Gene Ontology annotation, molecular function: protein binding. Gene Ontology annotation, cellular component: nucleoplasm; cytosol. Lineage: Eukaryota; Metazoa; Chordata; Actinopteri; Gadiformes; Gadidae. The record is from RefSeq and is a predicted model, not a curated record. The transcript is spliced from 14 exons. The coding region runs from base 69 to 1715 and encodes 548 amino acids.
AGUAUGCAGAGUUCUAUAGUAGCCUAAUUGCUACCACAAAGUAGCCUAAAAACACGCCUACAUUCACUAUGACCAUAUGUGAGCAGACACUGAGCAGCUAUUGUUUUUAUGUUUCUGCCUUGUUAAUAAUUCACCUCACUCUUUCACUGCGCGCACGGUGUGGAUUACUCACUCGACGUCCUACCCCAAGUCCACAAACCAUAAACUGCGUUCUUGGUCGAGAACAGUGUAAAGGUUUCGUGUCUUUUUUUGGGGACUGCCGCGUGUUUCGGAGCCCGCCAACAAACCAAGUGUUUCCCCGGGAGUUUGACGAAAACCGAUCCGACAUGUUGUCUCCUAAUGACGUGCAGCUCCACAUGGAUACACUAGAGAUCUACUCGAGGCUGUUGAAUCAACUCAAUCCAAGCCUGCAGAAACUGGUGUCUCUCGGCAAUAGCUACAUCCAGGCUUUCUAUGUCCUUGCCACCACCAGCGAGGCCUACUUCAAAGCGCUUGCCAGGAUCGGGGAGCAGGCGUUGGGCACCAAGUCAUCAGGCUCCAUAGGACGGAUCUUGAUUCAGAUCGCAGAAAACCAAAGGAAGCUCAGCACGGAAGUGGAGGGAGUUGUCAAAUUCCAUGCGGAGGUCCUUCACGAUAUGGAUCACCACACUCAACUAGAUCAAGGCUACAUAUCAGACAGCAGAGGGCGCUAUGAGAUCGAGGUCCGCCGCCAAGCAGAUGCUCUGGAGAGGAGGAGGGGAGAAGCCCAGAGUGAGUGUGAGUACCUGGUCAGGCGGAGCUACAGCGACGCCCUGCAGGAGGAAGAGAGGAGAUAUCGCUUCCUGGCAGAGAAACACUGUGACGUCGGACACGCCGUCGCACAGGUCAUGAACAAGACGGGGGGUGUUUCCCAGCAGAGGCUGGAGGUGUGGAGAGAGGAGCUGAACGCCACCAGAGGACGGGAGGUCAGCGGAGGGUCCAGCAGAGCAGAACACCAGGUGAGCAGGAGGGAGGAGGAGAGGAGUCCGUACUCGGAGGUGCAGCAGCUCGGAAGAGUGCCCUCUAGAGCACCGUCUCCCUCAUCGCUGCAGAGCCGCUCCAAUUCCCUUGCGGAUCUGACCGGGGACGGUCUGUUGGGCUUCGGAGGAGGUAGUACUGGCAACGGUGGUCGUAGUGGUAGUGGUGGAGGGAGGAGGAGGACCAUGAAGGCCGUGGCAGCCCACCAAGCUGACCCAUCCAAGCCAACCAUCCUGGGCUUCCAGCGGGGGGAGUUGGUCACCGUGCUGGUCUCCCAGCCCAGGAACGGCUGGCUGUACGGACAGGCCCAAAACCCGUCUCGUCAGGGGUGGUUUCCAGCUGCUUUCGUGGAGGCCGUGGAUGAACCCUCAAAAGCCCCCAGCAGCUACAGCGGCUCCAGCAUGCGAAGCAGCAGCAGCAUGAGUGACCUGUUGGACCAAUCAGGAGGCAGAAGCGUGAGCCGUGGUGGAGGUCCAGCUCCUGCCCCACCCCCUCCCCCUCCCCCUCCCCCUCCCCCGCCUGCCCCAUCGACAGAGACACGAGCCAGCACACACACCUCCCACAAGAAGCACCCUAACCCUGUCGCUGACAACAAGCGAAGAGAGGAGCAUGGGUCGAAACCAGAACUCUUCCCAAGGGGAACCAAUCCGUUCGCUACGGUAAAGCUGAAGCCCACAACCACCAAUGACAAGUCAAAGCCAAAACUUCACCGAAGAUGAACUUCAAUGAUCAGCAGUAGCCUCUUAGCAUGGCUACAAUAUAAAUAUUCACAAUUAAUAUAGAGUUGUAGAGAGUGUUAUACAAAAAAUGACUGUGAAGUUCAUGUAUUUCAAGUAUUUUCAACUGAUUUCCAAGAACUUAAUUGAAGCAGUUGCUUGUAUUUGUGUAUGUAUGCAUAGUCAAUCAGUGGCUAUAGGGCUUGUACAUUGUGACGUCACAUCGCAAUUACCGCCUCCAUUUUGGAAGCAUAAUAUUGUUAACGGUAGUGUUUUGGUCAUUGUUUAUUAAUUAAUUUCUAAGUAUUUUUCACGUGGUGUUCCUCAUGUGAGAUGUGGCAAAACAAUCUGAUUAGCUUCGGAAACAAUAUAUUUAUGUUUAUUUUGGAUUUUACAUUACAACUCUCUUGAGUACUCUCGAAAGGUCAGAAUAUCGCCAACAAAAUAAUCCCAUGAUGCCUUCUGAUGUACAAGCCCUAUUGAAAUUCAAAAGAAUUAAAGCCAAUUGAAAAUAAACAUGUCAUUAGUUAUGUCUAUGAUUUGUGUAAAAUGUAUAUAUAUUAUUAAGCUUAAUUAAAUAGGUAAAGUGUACAUUGACAUUUCACAUACAACUCAGUUAAAAAUCUGUAGGCUUAAAUUAAGACGUUAUUUUAACAUCAAAUAAUAAAAUCAUGUUCUGCAUGUAUGCAAGAUCUUAUCUUACUGGCUCAGCAAGAUAACGUUUUUUUGAGGGGAACAUGUAGCAUGCGUGAAGAAUUAUAUUUAGUUGGUGCUUAUCUCUUCUGUCCUAGCACCUCCAUUGGCAUAAGGUCUGUUAAUGUGCCCAGGCAGUAGAAUGGCCUACUAAAAGUAGAGCGGUCUUCCAUAAGGUCUGUUAAUGUGCCCAGGCAGUAGAAUGGCCUACUAAAAGUAGAGCGGUCUUCCAUAAGGUCUGUUAAUGUGCCCAGGCAGUAGAAUGGCCUACUAAAAGUAGAGCGGUCUUCCAUAAGGUCUGUUAAUGUGCCCAGGCAGUAGAAUGGCCUACUAAAAGUAGAGCGGUCUUCCAUCAAGGCUUGCCAGUAUGGGUGCUCCCACUGGGGAUACUUAACCUACAUCAAACCUCAGUGUGAAUUCUCUUUCAACUAAUGGCUUGACAGUUUGCUUUUAUUUGAAUGGGCACUCACAGCUAAUAAUAAUCUUUUUUCUCCAUUUGAAAACUUUUAUUAAGCUCCCUUAAGUUUAAAUGAAAUAUUGAUCAAUAAUAACGCUUGGAUGAUUCUCUUUUCUGCAAUCAUAUCUUUCGACUUAGAAAAUAUGUUGAAUAAAUCCCAAAAGAAACAAUGGUUAACAAUAAAUGUAUAUAUCACUAA